Molecule: messenger RNA, 5023 nt
Organism: Asterias rubens (European starfish)
Lineage: Eukaryota; Metazoa; Echinodermata; Asteroidea; Forcipulatida; Asteriidae
Product: neogenin-like
Exons: 20
Coding region: 67-3528 (1153 amino acids)
Molecular function (GO): protein binding
Source: RefSeq, a predicted model, not a curated record
CAAGCAAGUGGACCGUCUCGGAGAACCCAGCCGUGUCUUGUCUAAAUAUAACGACCAGGACUAGCGAUGGCGUCGUUUCCAUGCAACUCUUUGCUGUUGCUGACAACUUUGAUAGCAGUGUUGAUGUCGUGUGAUGGACGUCCUACCGCACCAGACUUCACCAGUUACUUCACAUCACCGACUAACCUAAGAGUUGAAUGGACUCCAGGAACAGAUGAUCGAGGAGGAACUGUUAAUGGAUACAGGCUUCAUUACAGACUGGGGUCAAAGGGCAAGAUGGUGAAACUCAAGAUCCCUGACUCACCAUUAAUUUAUGAUAUUACAGGUCUCCAGAAUUGUGGAGAUUAUUUUGUAAGGAUGGCAACAACUACAACUUCUGGUUUGAGUCGUUACAGUAGCUUUGCAUCAGCAGAGAAAGUUGCAUCAGCGCCCAAGAAUCUGAACGUGGUUGCACAGUCUGGCACAUCAGCAAUGGUAAACUGGACCCCUCCAUCCAAAAGUGCUUGCAUUGGUGGUUACCAGCUACAAUAUGGUCCCAAUGAGAAUAGUCUGAACACGAUGACGCUACCUGCGGACUUAGACCAGUACAUCCUAGGGGAUUUACAGUCGGGUACCAGCUAUCUGCUGACGUUAGCAGCUACUUCUACGGGUGAGGUGGGAGAGGAAGCUUAUGCACAGUGGUACCAAGCACCAGAAAGUUCAUCUAAAGUACCUCCAAUACCAAGAAGGAUUCGAAGCAGCCAGUCCGACACAGAGAUAGUGGUAACUUGGGAACCUCCAUCAGAUACAAGUAUUCCAAUUGAAGGAUACACCCUGACCUAUGGAGAAGGAGUUGCUUCUGAGCACCAACGAAGAUUCACAAGUACUCAAACUGAGUUUACCAUCACCGAUCUUAUUCCUGAUACUUCAUAUGUUCUCAGUCUGAAAGCAUUUAAUCAAGCUGGUGAAGGGAAGGCAUUGGUUUUAGAAGCCUCAACAGUGCCAAGCAUGCCAGGAAGUGUGGUUCCUCCAAUACCACUAGGCAUUCAAAGCAGCCAGUCCGACACAGAGAUAGUGGUAACUUGGCAAGCCCCGUCUGAUGCAAGUAUUGAAGGAUACAUCCUGUCCUAUGGAGUAGGAGCUCCGACUGAGUACCGAGAGCGAUUUCCAAGUACUCAAACUGAGUUUACCAUCACUGAUCUCAUCCCCGAUACUGCAUAUGUACUCAGUCUGAAAGCAUUUAAUCAAGUUGGUGAGGGGCCGGCAUUGUAUUUACAGGCCUCGACAGUGCAACAAACUGGACCACCAAUUGCACCUACAAACAUCCGUGCCAAUCCAACGUCACCCCAGACUGCCAUUAUAUCAUGGAGCCCUACAUCAUCAGGUCUCACUCGGUAUACCUAUCUUUAUGGUCCAGUUGGCUCUCCAGAUAGUAAACUAACCCAAGGACACAUUGAAGCUAGUUCCAUGAUGGUUGAUCUAGAAGGAUUAGAUCCUGGUGUGGAGUACGUGAUUAAGGUUUCAUCAGUCAAUAAUGUUGGUGAGAGUCAUCCUGCUUCACUUCUAUGGUCUCAACCUGGACCUGCUACACAAAAGCCUCCAGAGAUCCCUCUACCAGCUGCUCCUGGUCAAGUCUCAGUCCAAAGCACCUCACCCCGUAGUGCAGUCAUCACAUGGACACGCCCUGCAGGAAGCAUCCAUAUUGCUGGAUACAUUGUAGGGUUCGGACUAACUGGUGCAUCACAGAGUGAACUAAUGUUAAGAAGUGUUGCAUCAGAACAGCUUGCUCAUGAGAUUGAAGGCUUGAAAGUUGGUACUAAGUAUAGAGCUACAGUUCAAGCAUAUAAUAAUGAUGGUGAUGGGCCGGUAGCAAGGGCUGAAUGGCAUCAACAAGAUGUACCAGAGCAACUCAGUUUACCAACCCAACCCAGAGGUGUCUUGGCCUACAGCUCUUCACCAUCCUCCAUAGAUAUCAGCUGGAUGUUAUCUGAAAUAACGGAACCAAUCAGUGGAUUUCAAGUUUCCUACGGAACUAAUCCAGAAGCUGAAGAGUUCCGAGUUGAAGUAGAGAGAGAAUCAGAUUCAGUAGAGAUACAAGACUUGAAGCCUGAUAGUUUAUACUAUCUCAAGAUUUAUGCAAUAAAUGCAGCUGGGAGGAGUGAUGCAGUCAGAAGAAGUGUACAGACUUUGGAUUUGCCACCUGAGGAGCGAUGUAAUCAUCAACAGCAACAGUGCACGGAGCAAUUUGGCACCCUGCCCUCUGACGAGGAGGAUGGGAAUACAGUGUGCCCAAGAAUCCUUCAAAUUCUUAACUGUCUUCAGUUGCUACGGGAUACCUGCAUGCACGAAGAUGGGUACCGGGGAAAGGUUGAUACAGUUCGUGGCACGUUCCUGAGGAAAUCGUGUAAUAGAAACCCAAGGUCACCAGCUGCUGGGGAGGUUAUUGCAGGGGUAGCUGCUCCAACAGAAGUGAUUGAACCUCCAGUUAACUUGCAAACUACAAUCGUGGAUACAUCAACAAUUCGUCUUUCAUGGACUGAUUCCAGCUUAGGACAUUCACAGGUUGUGAAUGAUAACCGCUUCUACAAUAUCCAAUAUGGAGUUGCUGGAGAGGAGAGGAAGCUUAACGAACGUACUCGAGACACAAGUUAUGAGAUUGAUGAUCUUCUACCUGGUGUUUCAUAUCAGUUUACAGUUCAGCUCAUAUUGGAUCCGCAACGUAGGAGUGCUCUUAGUGAACCAGUUGUUGAUGCAACCAGGGAUCCAGCACAAGGUGGAACCCCAAACCGAUUUACCGUCCUUCAAGUUACAGUUUCUAGUCCAACUACUGCUAAAGCUGUAUUAAACUGGUUACCACCACCUGAGACAGGAGCUCCUAAGAACUACAUUGUAGAAUACACAGACGCUGAAAACUUCCGUGACCCAUCCACUGUAUGGGAACGCAUGACCAUCCCUGGUACCCAGCUCUCGGCAGUCAUUGAUGAUUUAACAGCUGAUCAGGAGUACCAUGCGAGAGUAACAGCUCAGAUUAGUUCAUCUGAGAUGGGUCCAUUGAUGGCUUCACCAGCAACCUUCACUACCCCCGUCAUCCCGCCAUCUCCUAAUGUUGAUAAACCAUGUGAUGAGACUGAAGAACAAGGAGUAACACGUAGAGUUAACUUCUUAUGGGAUGGUGUUGUAGAUGGAGCACAGCGCCCUCCAUUGUAUGGAAUCCCAAUACCUUACUGUGAUGAUGAAUACAGUGUAGAAGAAUGCCAUGGGCUCUUCUGCUUCUGCAUACCUGGAAAGAAGCCCCCAGCCCUCAGAAAACCAAAGUGCUCUGCUACUGUACCACCAUGUCGUCGUGAGUACACCCUAGCAAGACAAGCUCUAGAUGAAGCUCGUCUGAAGGGUAUUCCUGCUAUGAGUGCUAUGUUACCUCAUUGCAGAGACGAUGGCUACUAUCAUCCUAAACAGUGCUCAGGAACUAUGUGUUACUGUGUGACAGAGAAUGGAGCUCAUACCAGUCAAGAAAGUCCCAUGUGGCAAGCAGCCAGGUUGCGAUGUUAAAAACUCCAUGAGAAUUUGCGGAUUGAAUGAAGCUAGCUGCCAGAGAUUGAUUGGGCAUUCGCUUACAGCUAAGUAUACCAUAAGUAUGUCAUGUAGAUAAGCGUAGAUUGACUGUAGAAUCAGCAAGUUUUGCUUUUUUGGUUUGUUUUCUUUCCUGCAGACUAAAGUCUGUUAAGAAUUUUGACGUCACAAAUUUAUGACGCUUCACAUUCAAGUAUGAACCGGGCGUUGAGUUCAAAACAGUCUCAGUUCCAUUGAAUAAACUUUGCUGAAUUUCACUGAAUACCUUUCCCGAGGAAAGAAUCCUAGAAAAUCACUUGUUUUUUCUCACAUGUAUUUUAAUCAAAAGUGCCUUAAACACAAAUCUUGCCUUAAUUUGACUACUAACUUUUGACAACUCCAGCAUUUUGUAUGUUCAUGUCAUGAACUUGAUAAUACAAAUUAAUAUUUGUAUAAAGCUUUAAUCUCAUUUGGAUAAAUUGUUACAAACCAUUGUGCCUUUCACUUGCCUAUAUUCAUAUAUUUUAUAGGGAGUAUAUAAUUUUAUUAAUUACUCAAAAAAUCAACGAUUUUCAAAACUUACUUUGUAAGCACUUCAGCUGUUGAUAAUUGUACAACAUUUGGAGAAACGAUUCCCUACUAAGGAAUGUAGUUUUAGAAUGCAAUUCAGUACAAUCAGAGAAAUGUUUCAUGCAUUGUGUAUUCCAUUACGGAUUAUUCUCCGCUCCAGAUUUCAUCAGUAUCUCAAAAACACUACCACCUUUUGAAAUAACAUGUUCACAUUCUAGUUUUAAUGUUUUAUUUGCAUGGUAAAAACAAACAAAAAUGUUCUACUGACUAAGUUUUUAAAACCAUUUGUUUUACACACAAACAUUUAUUCCAUACUUUUUUGUACACAUCCAUGAUAUUAUGUUUUCUUUUUGCAUACAAUUAUUGUAGAGGUAUAUAGUGUAGCCCAGUGCUGUGUUUUUAAAUCUUGGAUAGUUUUAUUGGUACUAUAUAACUACUAGGAAUUAUUUCAAUUCCAGAGUGUUUAAUGUUUAGUGAGAGGAAUAUUGUAGUGUGCUAUUAAUAAUUGGCUAUUUCUGGAGUGAUGUUACAACAUUGGUCAAACUGACAUCAGAUGAUUCAAGCAUUCCAUAGUGGUCAACUUUAUAACUUGUUUUAUGGAAAACUACAGCCAGGAUUUUAUCAUAAAGUAGUAUUCCAGGUUGGCUUAUUCUGCCUUUCAUUUAGAUGGAUGGAAAGGGAGUAACUUACUAUCAUAACCAAUGUCAUUUCAAACUGAGCUUGCUGUACUAAAUGAUUUAUUAUAAGCCAAUGUAAUCAAUAAUGCCAUUGUAUUAAUUCUCAAUAUCUUUUUUACAUAAAAAUCUUUUGCAUCUGAACAAUAUAACAUCCAAACAGUUUUAUAUGUUUUAUACAAAUGUAAUAAAUGGCGCAUGAUAGCAUUAUGCCUGUGAUAUCAAUAAAAACAAAAUGGCGCUUGAAAGUA